AUGCGGUCACCUCUCCUCUACAACGCCUUCCUCGUGCUCUCCCUCUCGGCCCUGGGCUCUGCAGCACCCGCUGCCUCGACAAGAUUACAUCCAGAUCUCGUCCCCCGGAAGAUCAACAUCAACAUCAACAUCACGCCCGAGCAGAUCGCCGCCAUCGCGCCCAAGUCCACAUCCUGCGCAAACCCCCCGGCACCAGGCGAGUGCGCGACAGCCGCGCAGGCCGCGCCACACAUCGCCCGCUCCUUCGAGACAUACCAGGUGACGUCGGCCGCGGAGCAGGCGGCCGUGAUUGCGCUGAUGGCGUUUGAGAGCGGCGAGUUUGCGUAUAACCGGAAUCAUUUUCCCGGUGUACCUGGGCAGGGGACCCGAAAUAUGCAAUCCCCCGCCUUCAACGCCAAAUACGCCGCUGCGCUGCCCGAGCUUGCCGAGCCGCUGGCCCAGGCCGCGGGCGACCCCGCGCGCGUCCUCGACCUGCUGCUCGCGAACGAGGAGUACGACUUUGGCUCCGGGGCGUGGUUUCUCGCCACGCAGUGUGCGCGCGACGUGCGCGCGGAGCUGCAGGCCGGGUCGGAGGCCGGGUGGCAGAGGUAUAUCACGGGUUGUGUGGGGACGGAAGCGAAUGCGGAGCGCAGGGCGUACUGGGCGCGAGCGGUGCAGGUGCUGGGGGUGUAG
Aspergillus clavatus NRRL 1 is the source of this 672-nucleotide messenger RNA. RefSeq lists its product as uncharacterized. The transcript is spliced from 2 exons. The coding region runs from base 1 to 672 and encodes 223 amino acids. NCBI's taxonomy places the organism in Eukaryota, Fungi, Ascomycota, Eurotiomycetes, Eurotiales, Aspergillaceae. The record is from RefSeq and is a predicted model, not a curated record.